CAGACCGCUGCUGCUCUCUGCUAGGUCUCACAGCAGCGGUGACAUCACUAAGCUCCGCCCAUGCCCCAAGCCGGGUGCCCGGAGCUGGAGCUAACGGACAAGAUUAACGGAGAUCCCUGCCACGGAACGGAACAAGGUAUCUUGGCCCACUCCCCAUAAGACACUGCUCCAGCUGUCUCAGAUUCAAGACACCCUGUGCCAGAUGCAGCAAAGCUGCCCCAAAACAUAACUGAGCCUCCUCCAUGCUUCACAGUAGAUCUAAGAAAAUGGGAACUUCUACCGUCUGGUCUCCUCCAAGAAGUGCUAGCGGGACAGGUUAAGACCAGAAGCAGCCUAAAGUCAAUCCAGGUGUGAAACCAUCGGAAUCUAUCAAAAUACAAAAUUUUAAUCCCCUUUUGUUUUUUUUCCGACCACAUGGAACUUGCGAAGCCACCAAAAACGCUGUCACUUAGUGAAGUUGGGCAGUUGCCAGUUGUCCAACAAGAAGGCCUGGUUUAGGCUGCGAUGGCCACUGUCAUUCCUGGUGAUUUGUCAGAAGUAAGAGAUACCCAGAAAGUCCCUUCAGGGAAGCGUAAACGUGGUGAAACAAAACCAAGAAAAAACUUCCCUUGCCAACUGUGUGACAAGGCAUUUAACAGUGUUGAAAAAUUAAAAGUUCAUUCAUACACUCACACAGGAGAGAGGCCCUACAAGUGCACACAACAAGACUGCACCAAGGCCUUUGUUUCCAAAUACAAAUUAUUAAGGCAUAUGGCUACACAUUCUCCCGAGAAAACCCACAAGUGUAAUUAUUGUGAGAAAAUGUUUCACCGGAAAGAUCACCUAAAGAAUCACCUUCAUACGCAUGAUCCCAAUAAAGAAGCAUUCAAGUGCGAAGAAUGUGGAAAGAACUAUAAUACCAAGCUGGGUUUUAAACGUCACUUGGCCUUGCACGCUGCUACAAGUGGAGACCUCACAUGCAAAGUAUGCUUGCAGACUUUUGAAAGCACAGUGGUGCUGCUAGAGCACCUAAAGACCCAUGCAGGCAAAUCUUCCAGUGGUGUUAAAGAAAAAAAACACCAAUGUGAGCAUUGUGAUCGUCGCUUUUACACCCGCAAAGACGUCCGCAGACACAUGGUAGUGCACACUGGGAGAAAAGACUUCCUUUGUCAGUAUUGUGCACAGAGGUUUGGGCGUAAGGAUCAUCUAACCCGUCAUAUGAAGAAAAGUCACAAUCAAGAACUGCUGAAAGUGAAAACGGAACCUAUGGAUCUGUUAGAUCAUUUCACCUGCAGCGUUCCCAUUAAAGAUGAGCUGCUUCCCGUGAUGUCCUUAUCUUCCAAUGAGCUGACAUCAAAGCCAUUUACAAACAGUUUGCAGUUGAACCUCUAUAACACACAAAUUCAGUCCAUGCAGAGUUCUGCAACACACCAAAUGGUCGCUCCGCCAUUGUCUUUGGGCAUGCCAUGCCCAAUAGAUAUGGAUCCUGUCCAUCCUUCUCACCAGCUGUCGCUGAAAUACCCACUCAAUUCUACCUCAUAUGCAGUUUCAAUGCCUGAUAAGGAACAACCAUUGAAAGUGGAGAUUGAAAGUUACCUUAUGGAAUUGCAAAGUGGCAUGGCACCCUCCUCCCAGUCUCCUUCAUCUAAGUUAGGUUUGGAUCCUCAAGUAGGUCCAUUAGAUGACAGCUCUGAUGGAGUAUCCCUCUCUAAAAGCUCUGUUUCGAUUAGUGAACCUCUCAAUGCAUCUUCACUGGACUUUAACCAGUUGUUUAAUUUCAUACCAGCCAAUGGCCCUCCGUACAGUACACCUGUAUCAAUUGGGAGUUUAGGAAUGGGCUACUCUCAAGAGGAGGCCAGUUCAUCGAUGGCACAACUCCCCCCACAACCACAGGAUCCUCAAGACCCUAGCAAUAAUAUAUGUUUUGGUUCUUUACACUCACUAUCAUCUGCUUUUACGAGCAACCUAAAUACAACCACGACAUUGCCACGAUUUCAUCAAGCUUUCCAGUAGGAUUGAAUACAAUGGAUUGCUUUAGAUAGCUGUUUUUUUUUUUUUUUUUUUAUCUUAGUGCCAAUGAAAAGGCUUUCGAAACACCUCUCAUAGUCUAUUCAUUAGCAAUCUUGUUAAGCCAGUACAUUGUUAGCUUUUCACCUUUUUACAAGUGUCUUAAUUGUUUACUUUGGUAUUAGAAGCCUUACUAUAUGCGGUUGUAUUUUAUACUGCCAGCUGUCUUGUUUAAUUUUUUUUUGUUUCUACCUGUAGAAAUUGAUCUUUUUGGCUCAGCUUCCUAUGAAAUAAUUCAUAGCAGUCAAAUUUCACUUAAAGAAGAAUUGUGGCUGAAAUACUCAUUUCUGAUGGUUUUGUGUGAUAACCUGACAUACGUUACAGUGAUAAGUGAAAUCUAUUUCUUAUUCAAUUGGCAACAUGUAGGUGAUGAAGUGUAACCUAUGUGUACCUGCCUGCAUCCAACUGGCAAGCAACUUCAGUAUUAUGCAAUACAAUCGUUUGUAAAAUGUUGGUUGCACUUUUGCAUGAACCAGAAUUGAGAAUUCAUUGACAAAAUAGUCCUCUUUACCCUCAUGGUUGGCAUUUAAACAUUUUUUAUUUUUUUAUUUUUAUAUAAUUACCAUUUCUUGCCAGAAGAUUGUAUGGAAAUGCCUCAACCUGUAGUAUUUGACUACUACAUAUGUGCCUUCAAUAAGCCAGUGUCCUAUAUAUCUAUAUAUGUUAUUUUAUGCGACUAUCUGUUGGAAUGGUUCUGUACUGCCAUUCAUCAGAUAAACGCUGCCAGCACUUGCAAAUAUACUUGGUUAGGUUUUUGUUUGUUUGUUUUUUUUUUUGUUUUUUUUAUUACCAAGAUUUCACAUCAGGACUCUAUUGAGUUGCGUAAAAGCAUAUUGCUUACACCACUUUUGCUUGGUAACCGUUAUAUCUUGCCCCAUCAACAUGCUCUGCUAUCUGUUAGACAUUAGGAAGAAAAACAGAGUCUAUAGCUGAAGAGUAUGGUUAAUAUAUAUAAAUAUAUAUAAAAAUAAAUUAGUUAUAAAUAAUGCAUACCAGAUGAAAUGUGGCAGGGCAUAAAUAUAAACAUUAUGGGAAUUUAAAAGUUUCCAUUUUAUUUUCUUAGUAAGACUUUUUAGCUAUUUUGUUCUUCCUGUAACUUGUAAAUAUUCAUUAUAUGUCUAACAGUAUUUUCUUUUUAAAGGCAUUAUAUAGUAGGGAUAGUAUUUUUUUAAAUGCAAACUGCUUUUUGUGUUUCAGAGUUAAAUACGUGAAAACAAAAAACACAAAACUAACAAAUCUGUGCUUAUGGAUUGCACACACAGCUUUGAUUUAAAACUUUAUCCUAUAGUUUCUAUGAAACAAAUUAAUGGCUUUCAUUGAGCAUGUCGUGUUCAACGUUGCCUUCUUUUUCUUCUCAAAAUAAAAAAUAGAAGGGAAUAUCUGAAAUAUUUGUUAGGAACCAUUUUGCGGGAGUUUUUUUUUUUCUUCUGAUAAUACGUGCUAUAUCAGCUAUUGCUCGUAUUUUCAGGUCUAUGUACAACACAUUAAUUUGUGCUUGGUAUUUGUUGUGUUUGAAAUUAACAAUUGUUUGUGUAGAUUUUUAGUGUUUUUAUGCACAAGAUGGUUUAUAUCGCAACAAAUAUUUCCGAAUUUCAGUCUCUCCUCAUUCCCAUUUAUUUCUAGCCAAAACAUCUGAAUAUCAUAGUUUCCGAUUAUUUUAUGCCACCGUUUAUGUAGGCGAAAUAAAAUUUUUGCCACAUCCUGCAUCAUGGCCUUAUAUUGGAUUUUUGGGGGUAAAAAAGUGCCAUAUAUUUAUAUUGUAAUAGUAUACAGUGACCCCCCGACAUAUGAUCAAAUCGACAUACGAUAGCCUCUCAGAGGCCAUCGCAUGUCGAUGUCAUCAUCGAAAGACGAUGCUUUUUUAUGUCGGGCCCAUCGCAUUAAGUGCUAUCCGGCAGCGCAAAAUGCUUAAGCUGCUGCCGGAUAGCAGCUUAAUGUUCCCCGUGUGGUGCGGUAAGUAUUACUUACCCCUCCACGAUGCUCCGGGGUGCCCUCCAGGUCCAGCGCUGGUCUUCCGGUGUCUUCUCGGCCCUCUCCGAUGACAUCAAUACGCUGCUGCGCACAUCAUCCAAUAGGAAUGGCGUACGCAGCGGCGUAAUGACGUCGCUACGCAGGCCCAGUAAGGCCUUGCGGAAGACAGCAGAGGACCGGAGAAGACCAGGAGAGCCCAGCGGAGGCCCGGGGUCACCAUCGGGAGCGGCGGGGACACCAUCGCGAGCGGCGGGGACAGGUGAGUACAGCUUCCUAUACUUUACAUUGCACGAAUCCCUCAACAUACGAUGGAUUCGACAAACGAUAGCUCGUUUGGAACGAAUUACCAUCGUAUGUUGAGGGACCACUGUACUAUGUUUCAGUUACUAUUUGGAUUUAGAAUUUUAUGUAUUUGUAUGUGAAAUAAAUAUAUAUAAAAUUUGUGCCCUCUCCCUUAAAGGAAUAAAUAGCCAAUUUUUUUAAGUCAAAGAAUUUUUUUCUUUUAAAGAAUUGUAUUCCAUUCAGAAAAAAAGACAAUAUGUUGAACCUCAAUAGGUCAUCAUGGCUUCAAAUGGGCUAUAACGUAACAGUUGUCUUACCCUAAACUUAAAACAUAUGAGCAGUUAAUUUACUAAUGCCUUAAUAAACAGCCCCACUAUGUUCAUUAUAUCCUUAUUUCUAUUUUCCAAUACCUAUUGGCCACUUUUUAGUAUUGGACAUGCAUUCUCUUAUACACACAGGAGCACUGGAUGAGUCCAUUACUAAGAGGUUUGAUGUUUUGUUUCCAGAAUUAUUCUGUUUAAAGUGUCCCUCCAAUGUUAAUUUGCCACCUGAACUUUAAUUCGGAUAUCAAGAGACGCAACCACACAUUAGUUGGUGGGUUUGGCAAAGUGUUUGUAUGCCACCCAUAAAGCAUGGUUUUAUAUCUGAUAACCCAACUUGCCCACGUUUGCUGUUUUAUCUCUCCACAUCCAAAGUUCAGGUAGCAGACUAACAAUGGAGGCAUACUGUAAGUUUAACAUUUUCUUCUAUGCUUGGUACAUUCUGUAUGUUUGUUGAAUAUCCAACCUCUAAUUUGUGGAUUACAAUGAGUUGUUAAUUUUAGCCAGUACUUUUUAUUUUUAUUUUUUGGCAUCAACAUAUGCUUACUGAUACAUGAGCCAGGCCUGUUUGCAUUGAGAAUAUGAAUGUUAAGAAGACCUAAUUUCAGGAUCAUUUACUAGUUAGCUUGAUGUGUGUCAUAGGCCAAUAUUUUGUAAAAAAAAACAAAAAAAACAGAAAAAAAUAUUAAGCUUGGUUGACCUCUGUUACACAUAUUUUGAGAUAUAGCACUUUUUUGGGAAAUUUAAAAAAAAGCUAAAAACAUUGAAACCUUUUAUGACAAAAUUAAGGUAAUGCUUUUUAUUAUAGACUCUUUCUUAAUGUGUUUGUUUUCCAUUAGAUGAAAAGCAUGUAGGACUUUAGUAAAAAUGCUUUGUGUACAAAAUGAUAAACCCUAGUUUUGAACAGGUACAACUUUAUUAACAGUGUUUGCUUAUCAGUUUGCUAUAUUGCACAAACCAAUGUCUCUAUCUGUUUUUGUUAUUUUAAGAAAAAAGAAAAUAUAUUUUGCUGCCAGAGAUACUUGUGGAGUAUUGCAGAAUUUCACAGUGGAUUCUAAUCACACAAGUGUUAUCGCUACUUUCAGUGGUUACUGAGAAGGAUUACACAUUUCAUGACACGCUGCCUUCUUCUUUAGUCAAUAUACCAUAUAAACAGGCACGCACAAAAGAUUUCAGAAUGUUGUAAUACUUUGGAUCUAUAGCACUCUUAAAUUGUAACCUUUGCCUGUUGUCGCCCAGUUGCUGCUGUAUUACAUCCCAGCUGGGCCUGCUUUUCCCAUGUAAAAUUUUAUAUUUGCCCACCUCACGGUGUAAACUUGGAAAGGUCAUCAACAAAUCAUUUUCAUACCAAAAAGCGAGAAAUUUUGUUAUACAUUAAUUUGCAGUGUUUCUAGCAUAUAAAACCUUUUGUCAUUUUUCUUUUUCUUUUAAUGUAUCCCUGUUUGUGCUGCCUCUAAUGUAUGAUGUUUGCUCUGAGCAAAUUCAGUUUCCUUCCCCUUCUGGCAGCUGACAACAUAGUCCCUUCUUACUUUCUCUGCAGAUGGGCAUCAUGAGAUCUAGAGUAGUGAAGGUAGAGAUUGUGUGACAUCCAGAGAUCUAGUUGUGGGGAGAGCGACUGAGCAUGUGUCCACUAGCAAUCAGCUCAUUAGGUGGGCGUCCACAUUGCUAGGCACUUUGAACACCAGUAGGCAUCAUGCCAUGUAAGUAAAUGUCAUAACUCUUUCCUGAACAGUAAAUGAUAUAUAUAUAUAUAUCUUGCUACAUAGUCAAAUUGUUAUCAGUAAAGUUACAUCAUAUAAGCCCAAUAAAGUAAACUAUUGCUGUAAUGUAAUAAGCACCUAGGGAAUGAUACAAAGGCCAUACAUAUGGACAGAUGUCUCAAGAAUAGUGAGUGAAAUCAUCUUCUCAUCCUAGAGGCAUUGCAGGCACUUAACCCCUUAACGACGCAGGAUAUAAAUGGGUCUUGGUGCGGUGGUACUUAACGCACCAGUACAUACAUUUACAUCCUGUACAUAACCGGCAGGUCCUGGCUGCUAAUGGCACACAUAUGCAAAUACACUCAUGUGUGCCAUUAACCCCUCAGAUCAAUACAGAUCACGGCAUCUGCUGCAGCGCUGUCACUAAAAUGGAUGAUCGGAUCGCCGGCAGCACUGCCACGGGGAUCCGAUCAUCCAGCAUGGUGGCCGGAGGUCCCCUCACCUGCCUUCCGCCAUCUCCAGGGGUCUUCUGCUCUGGUCUGAGAUCGAGCAGACCAGAGCAGAAGAUGACCGACAACACAGAUCAGUGCUACGCCCUAUGCAUAGCACUGAACAGUAUUAGCAAUCAAGUGAUUGCUAUAGAUAGUCCCCUAUGGGGACUAUUAAAGUGUAAAAAUAAAAGGAAAAAAAUACUCUCCCCCGAUAAAAAUGUAAUUUGUCCCUUUUUUCCCAUUUUACCCCCAGAAAGUGUAAAAAUAAAUAAUAAUAAUAAUUAAUAAACAUAUUUGGUAUCGCGUGCAUAAAUAGCCGUACAAUUAAAAUAUAAUGUUAAUGAUCCCAUAUGGUGAAUGGAGUGAACGUAAAAAAAAGCAUUUUAUUCCCCACAAAAAUUGAAAAAUGUAGUUUUAUAUUAGCAAAGGUGGGAUCAAUAAAAAGUACUGAUCACAGCGCAAAAUAUGAGACCUCAUACCACCCCAUAUACGGAAAAAUGAAAGUUAUAGGUCCGUAAAAUAGAGGGAUUUUAAAUGUACUAAUUUGGUUAAAAAGUUAGCGAUUUUUUUUUAAAGUGGUACAAUAAUAGAAAAGUAUGUAAUCAUGUGUAUCAUUUUAAUCGUAUUGACCCACAGAAUAAAGAAAACAUGUCAUUUCUAUCGUAAAUUGUACAGCGUGAAAAUGAAACCUUCCAAAAUUUGCAAAAUAGUAUACAAAUAGUAUUUUGUUGGUUGCACCAUAGAUUGUAUGUAAAAGGAGUGAUGUCAUUACAAAGGACAACUGGUCACGCAAAAAACAAGCCCUCAUACUUGUCUGUGGAUGAAAAUAUGAGUUAUGAUUUUUAGAAGGAGAGGAGGAAAAAAUGAAAACUUUAAAAUAAAAUUUGUUGAGUCCUUAAGGUUAAAAUGCGCUAAGUCCUUAAGGGGUUCCCUUUCUAAGAAGCUAGGGAUAAUCAUUGUGAGGGGUUUUCUAACUCAUUGAAAAACCUCAUUUGACAUUAUCAGGUGUCCCUGACCCUCACAAGCAGUAUUUCCCCUUUACAAUGUCUUUAUGGCUAGCAUUAUAUAGAUUCCAUUUAUAGAAAAAAACUGUUCCCCAAAGUACACUCACCACCCAAAACAUUAGGCAAAUACUAUUAAACACAUAACUAUUACCUAUCAAAGGCUUGCUUAGCCAGCUAAUAUUUCCCCAAACUUCCUCAUAAACAUGCAUGUCAGCCAAGGUUGCAUUGAAAAUGGGUUAAGCGCCUCAGUAAGCCCUUAUCUCUAAGAAAGGUUGAUGUGUUAAAAUUCAACAUGGCCAAUCCUUGUUACCCUCCAGUGACAUUGUCAUUGGAAAGUCAGGCUGCUGUAAUUUACACAAAAUUUAAGGUGGUACCGAUGGACAUCAGUAUAGGGAAAAUGAAGACCUGUUAAUGUGGCCAUACACAUUUAAGAAUGUUUGACCGGCCAACAGCUAUCACCAGAUCUCCCCAUACACAUGAACAUUUGCCAAGGCACUGCCACAUAGCUCUGAGAAGAAAAAAGACCUAGGUAGUUAAAAUCCAAUUUACCUGGUCCUUCUCUCUCCUGAUAUCAUCUGUUGGGGAAGAGUUGGGAGGAAAGCUCACACUUAAGACAAGGUGGUUUUUGUUGACUAUUGACUUAAUUGUAUGGGGACCUAUAGGCUAUUCUGUCUGUGAUAAUAGCUCUUAUCAGGCAAUUCCACAAUGGACCCAUUGCUAGGAAACCUGAAAGAGGGCUGGGAAUGUCCAAAACAGACACUCUCUUGAAAGCAUAAUCUAUUUUGUACGCAUAUUUCAGUGUCCCCUUUGAAUAUAAUCCUAGAUUAUUGCACAUGUGAGUUGACACUCGGUAACCUCUGUCUACUAUCCUAUAGCCCUACCGAUGUAUGCACUUAUUUUAAGCAUGCUAUAUUAAUAUUAUUAUAAAUGAAAUAAAAAAAGAAUGCUCAUAACUUCCUGUGCAGAACAGACUUCUCUGUACAAAGGUUGUUACCUGUAUAUCCUGAAGAUGCAUGUCAUAAAGUAAUCGAAAACCGUUUUGGUCAUUUUGGAAUGAGACACCAUUUUACCUCAAAAAGUAGUACCAACUUUUAUUUUUUUAAGAAAAGAUGUUCUCCACCAAAGUGAAGUUAAAUGAUUCCACAUUACCCUAGGACCUAAAAGAGAAGGACCAGCAUAUAUUAAUGCAUUAGGUCCUGUGUAUGUUUGUUUGGAAAUCACCAGUACAAUAAAUAGUUUGUCUAUUGGUACGUACAUCUUUCAUAUUGACCUUUUUAUUGAUGAACAUAAGGCAAAGGGCAAACAGUGUUUAACAAAUGGUGGCCCUAAAAGGCUGCCAUUUUUGUCUUGCCUAGGUGGAAGGCAAUGUGUCUUGAUAUGUUUUCUUGCCAUGAAAGUGACUUUACGGUUACUAAUCAUGUGUAAACACUUUUCAGUAAAAGCUUCAGUGGUACAAUCUAACCAGAAUGAAUGUCUCUUCUCAAAAACACUCCUGCAAUAUUGUUCUGUUGGAUCAUCAUGCUGCUAAUGUAACUAGGGAAACCGUUCUUUAAUGGUGCUACAACCUUCCUGUCACUUACAGAUGUAUUUUUACCAUAGAAAAAGGACUAUUUUAUUAUAGCAAUAGUUGUAUGAUAUAUUUUUAUACUGUGAUCUAGUUUACCCUUUUAUUGAACUUUGUAAAACACCACAGCAUAUUAAUAUGCACUUACAGAAAAAAAAGAAAAAAGUAAAAAAACUAAAAAGGCAAUGAACGUGCCGAUUCAUAUAUAUAUAUAUAUUUCUUUUUCCUCCAAAACGUGCCAGAUUUUUGUUCACUUAAGUAAAUAUACAAUGAAUGAAAUGGACGUAAUAUAUAGUGGAGAGUGAAGAUCACACUGUGUAUUAGGAACUGCCAUUUACAUUUUUGUAUUACUAUUGAAAACUUUUUGGGACGGAUAAAUCUCUUCUGACUUUUUGACAAAAUUAUAUCUUCUAUCAGUGGGGGAAAAAAAACACGUUUGGAUUUACAAGUGCUAAAAAAAUUUUUUUUAGUUUAUACAAUAAAACGUUUUUAAAGUCAAAGUGGAAGAAAUUGCAUUCCAGACUAAAUUUUAUUGUAUCUUGCAUAAAAAAAAUUAUAAAGAGAUAUGGGAAUUUGUGUUGCUUAUCAUGUAAAUGUACUUACAAUGUAUUCACAAACUACUGUUGUAUUUGUAUAAAUAUAGACAAAAAGAUUGCAUAUAUAUUUUUGUGUAUAAGCUCUGUAAAAUAGCAAUCACAAUAUGAAGCUGCAGCAGGUUGUCAUGUUGAGCAUUUACAUCCAAAGAGACAGACUAUUUAUUGUCCAGAUUCUCUGAUACUAAAAGAUACCUUGCUGCUAUUUUAAACAAUAGAGCUGCAGCUUCUCAAGGCCUACAGUGUUUGCUGUACAAAAUAUGUGAACUCCACAAAAUCAAUAAAAUUGCA
Molecule: messenger RNA, 10259 nt
Organism: Hyla sarda
Lineage: Eukaryota; Metazoa; Chordata; Amphibia; Anura; Hylidae
Gene: PLAG1
Product: PLAG1 zinc finger
Exons: 6
Coding region: 505-1992 (495 amino acids)
Source: RefSeq, a predicted model, not a curated record